Molecule: messenger RNA, 1737 nt
Organism: Mesorhabditis spiculigera
Lineage: Eukaryota; Metazoa; Nematoda; Chromadorea; Rhabditida; Rhabditidae
Source: the annotation of a GenBank genome assembly
AUGCUGCCGGGCGCCAUUUUACUGGCCCUCCUCCUCCAAAUAACUGGAUCGUCAGACCCGUGCGCGUCGAUUGAUUCUUCUUUCCGGUUGACGGCCGACCCGAAUGAUAGUCAUACGUCGCCCUGCAAAUGUCUGAUCGACCCAGUGCCCGCAGACCCAAAUGACCGUCUAUGGAUUGGAUGCACUGGCCGAUCCCUUUCUACCGUAUUCAGCGCGCUGGGAGCUCUAAAUGAAACUCGCGUCAACCGCGUCCACAUUUGGGACAGCCAGCUGAAUAUUUUGCCGACAGAAAUGUUUGAAAAGGUCCGCCCGAAAAUUCUGAUCAUCGAAAACUCAAUGACAAGCGUCAUCCGUCAGAAUACAUUCUCUCAAAUCGGAAACCGCCUUAUCGAAUUGCGGCUGAGAAAUAACGCGCUGAAGAAGAACAUCGGGCCCGCCCUGUUCAAGGGAUUGGAACGGCUUCAGGCCCUUGAUCUUAGCGGAAACAAAUUGAUGUCGAUCAAAGCGGGAGAUUUUGAAGCGCUCGGAGAUCUGCGAGAACUCCAUUUGAAUGACAAUAUCAUCAAGGAAAUUGAAGAUGGCUCUUUUUCGGCGCUCAGCUCGUUGAGGACACUUUCCCUACAAGGAAAUCAGCUAUCAACCAUCACCAGGGAUACCUUCAAAGGCCUCGACAACCUCGAAUAUCUCUACCUAAAUCACAACCAAAUCGCCAACAUUGACUGGGCCGCGUUUCACCAUUUGAAGAAUUUGAAGCAUCUCUAUUUGGGGCGCAAUCACAUCACGACAGUCGAUAUUCGAGGCUUGGAAUCGUUGGAGAAGCUGAUUCUCAACAAUAAUUCGAUUCAGAGCCUCAAGAAGGUGUCGCUCAAAGACCUGCCCUCCCUGGCCGUCCUCAGCCUCGACCGAAAUUCGAUCGCCGAAAUUGAUGAUGUUGAUCUAUUCGGUCUUGCUCCCUCGACCCGUCUGGAAUCUCUAUCACUCGCCUCGAAUAAUGUCUCCAGAAUUACUGCGCGUGCCUUCCAGCAUAUUCCCUCGUUGAAGACGUUGGCGCUCCAGAAUAAUCAGCUACUAAGCCUCUCCACCGGAACCACGCCAGUCCUCAAACCACUCCGCCGUCUCUCAGUCCUUCUCCUAUCCGGAAAUAUGCUGACCGCCCUCCGAGAAGCCGAAUUACCCGCUGGACUUACCGUACUCUCCGUCGCCCGUAAUCAGAUCAGCCAUGUCGAUGUCCAUGCCUUCAACGAAAUGCGACUCCAACGACUUUUCCUAAAUGACAACCGUAUCACCUUCCUUCCGAAAGGCACUUUCGAUUCUUUGGAUAUGGAUGUGCUGCAGGCUGUUGACCUUACAGAAAAUCAAUGGCAAUGCGUAUGUGGUGAGGAAUGGCUGGGAGGAUGGUUAGAUAAGGCGGGAGAACGAGAUAUUGGAGAAGGAGCUCUUGGAUGUCUCGCUGCAUCUUGUGGCGAUAAUAAGAAGGAUAUCGAUCGCGCGGCCUGGGUCACAAUUUCCGCCUCGAUCCUCGCCAUUCUCUCAAUUUUGAUCCUGAUCGCCAUCGCAUUUUUGUACAUCGAAAAUGGGCAGCAUAAGGGCAUUGUCUCGCGGCCGUUCCGACGUGUCGAUUCGGAUAUGUUGAAGCUGAUCAACGAGAACGAGGCAAAAAGCGACGCAGACCGAGGGGUCGAGCAGCCAAAAUUGGCGAAGAGCGGCGACAGCACCAAGAAGAGCGUCCGCUUCACG